CCGGCCACUCGGCUCAUCUGUGCAGCAGACCCUGCUCCACGGUUCUACCUGUUCCUUGGUCCAGUGGUGUCCUCACUGUCUUCUCUCCCUGGCGCCGGCAUCUUUAGUGUGCCCACUGCGCAUGUGCGAAAAGUGCUGUGCUUUGUGAAUGGUCCGGCAGUCUUCUGAGACCUGUCACGUGUCUGCAGUCUCUGGUCAUCUCCUGUAGUAUGUCCACAGUCUCUGGUCAUCUCCUGUAGUAUGUCCGCAGUCUCUGGUCAUCUCCUGUAUCUCCUGUAUGUCCGCAGUCUCUGGUCAUCUCCUGUAGUAUGUCUGCAGUC
Messenger RNA from Staurois parvus, 320 nucleotides. The record is from the annotation of a GenBank genome assembly. Lineage: Eukaryota; Metazoa; Chordata; Amphibia; Anura; Ranidae.